Durusdinium trenchii is the source of this 2782-nucleotide messenger RNA. The record is from the annotation of a GenBank genome assembly. NCBI's taxonomy places the organism in Eukaryota, Dinophyceae, Suessiales, Symbiodiniaceae.
CAUGAAUGACUUGCUUUGGGCUGGUGAGGAUGUGGUUCAGGAGGAAUUGCGGCACCUGUGUUCCUCUUGCAGAUAUUGGACCAAUCGCUCUGAGCAAAACGUGCUAACUGCGUGGGAGAUGGACAACAAAAGGCUUUAUGAGCAGGCUUUGGACAAAACGGGCAGUGAUUUGGACAAACACAUUUUUGCAGUGGGCCAGAAUCCCAAGCAUUUGUGGAAAGCUUCGACGAAUGGGAUUUUCCCAGCCUUCACUGCCACCGACAAGAUUUUGUGGGUGAGGAAGCAAGAUAGGCCACUUACAGCACGUGAGAAGUUCUCUGCACAUGGCUUCCCUGUUUUGCCAGAGUUAGCAAGCUCUCUGGGAGUAGAUGUAUUUGACAUGUCUUUGCUGACGCGACCUCACAUGGCCGUGGGCAAUGGCCAACACCUGGUCUGUGCAGCUAUGGCGCUGGCAUCUUUUCUAGGAUCUGUGCAACUAUGGGGGGACAUGAAGGAAACGCCACAGCCGGUGCCUGGGCCAGUCCAAUUGACAAGGAUACCAACACAACCAGAUGGACGCUGUUUCUUCACCUGCAUGUUUUUGGCCAUGAACUGCACUUCCAAGCAUCAGAAGCAGUGGAUGAAUGUGCAGAGAAACAAUGUUGGUUUUCCACUCGAGCCUGCCCGAAUGGAAGUGGAGGACAAAUUGGUUGCAGAGUGGUUCACGGCGUGGCUGAAGAAGCAUGACGAUGACAGCCCAUUUUCACGGAGCGUGAAGCAAACCUUCAAGACCUAUACGACCCCAGGCGAGGCUGACAUUGAAUGGCUUGUCAAGAAAUUCAAUGUACAGUUAGCAAUCUAUGGGAAAGACCUGGAGCAGCCGAUGCAAAUCUGCGGGGAUGGAGCAGUGACAGUGAUGGUCUCCAACGUAGGUUGCGAAGAUGGUGCUGGCCAUCAUGCAAGCCACUUUGCUCUAUUGGUGCCACAAGCAAACCUAGAGAUGGAUGAGCUGCUGGAUGAGCAGGCAGAGUUGGAGAAUACCGAGAACAAGGCUGAGUUUGAGAAUGCCAAGAAGACGUUUCCUUACAUCGACUUCUUUGAAUCUGGGACCGAGUUUUCCUGGGGCGAUGAUUUCAGGAAAGACCUGGUCUCCAAGUGCAAAGAGGCAGGCCUAUGCGCAACAGGCACUAUGGAUGUGCUCAAGGGUCGCCUGGUCGGCGCUUGGUUCAAGUCCGCUUCAGCAAAAGAGGUUGGCGCCUAUGUCAGAGAGUGUGAAAGCCAUCCGCCUUCAAAGCUUGAGGCUAGCAAAGCCCAGCCAGCAUCUCAACCGACUGUGGAGCCCGCUCAAGCCUUGCCUGCUCUGGACCCAGCUCUGAAAGUCAACAAGAAAUCGGUUACGCUGGAUAUUUUUGGUUACCGCUCCAAGAUUUCAGUGCCUCAAGAUGCUCCAACCCUCGUUGAUGCAGUCAACUUGUGUGAGCAGCGCAGGCUUGCGGCAGUGAACAAGCACAAAAGCCUGACAACUCUCAAGCGGCCAGAAUUGCUGAAGCUUUGUGCUGACAGCUCUUUGAGCAAGAAGGGCAACAUGCAGGAGCUCCGGGACCGCCUGACUGCUGAAUUCUUGAAUUUGGCGACAACAAAAGACAUUGAGUAUUGGGUGAGGGUCCUCAUGAAGGGUAAGUAUGCUACACUGGCGCUUGGUUUCCGCUUCUUGCCGGAUGAGAUGAAAGCUUGCAAGAGGGAUGCUGCAGGGAUAUCCAAGCUAGCCAGGGAGACAUCAUGUGCGCAAAUAAGCCAUUCCAAAGAUAUGGCACGGAUUGCAAAGGAGAAAAGGGAAGAACAGCGCAGAUCAGGCGGUGCAGCAAGGGAGCGUUUGGAAGAGAAACUCAACCAAGCAUGCAGCAAGUCCACUGAGUUGGAACAAAAGAUCCAAAAGUUGCAGCAGGUGGCAAAGAAACUGUCGUCUCAGGAACUUUUGAAUGGAGAGAACGUGGCAGGAUUUGAAUUGAUGUCCAAGCUUGGCCUUGACAACGCUGACCCAUUUCUCAGUGAAGCUUUGCCAACUAUUGUCACCAAUGCCUGUGAAGACUAUCCAAAUCAGGACGGUGAGCCUUUUGCAGGUGAUUUUUGGAAUAGACCCGUGCCGGCGCAGGCUCUUCUGCAGUACACGUAUUUCUUUCUGAAAGAUAUUCAGGAGGCAUACAAGAAGACUAGAGAGAAGUACACCAAACUGCAGGCCCAGUUUGCCAAGCUUACUGACAAGCUUGAUUCUACCAAAGCCAAAAGGAAGCAACAUGCAGAGACGGGGCUCAAGAAGGUCGAGAAGAGCAGACAACCUGAUGCGCGUGAACUUCACUUGGCAAGAAGGAAUCAGAUCAACAGGGUCAGAAGAGGUGUCAAGAAGCAGAAGAAAGUCAGACCAGAGGAGUCACUUUCAGAGGUACCAAAAGCACGGAGAGCACUCACCAUCUACCAAAAGAUGCAAAUUGUGAAGUAUGCAGAUGAGGUGGAGCAAAAUAUCCCAACUCUAGAGAAGAGACAUCCAGCAGCCAGAGCAAGAGGCAAGGUGGCUUCUGACCAGGUGAGAUGGAUUAGGAAAAGAAAAAAGGGAAUUGACGUGCAGGCUCUUUGCAGGCUCAAGUUUGGAAGUCUGCUUGGCGGAAUCAAGGUCUGCGUGUUGCGCAAGCGUGCGCGAUUGCAGAAGUGGUCUUUGCUGACGGAGGCACAACAGCGGAGCAUGUUCAGUCUAACGGAUGAAGUGAAACAAAGCCUCAAGCUUGGCGCUGACACCAUCAAGGGCUGA